Messenger RNA from Lynx canadensis (Canada lynx), 3672 nucleotides. RefSeq names its product membrane magnesium transporter 1 (gene MMGT1). Lineage: Eukaryota; Metazoa; Chordata; Mammalia; Carnivora; Felidae. The record is from RefSeq and is a predicted model, not a curated record. Bases 351 to 746 code for a protein of 131 amino acids. Gene Ontology annotation, cellular component: early endosome; EMC complex; plasma membrane. The transcript has 4 exons.
CCGCGGCCCACGCUCAUUUGCUGGCGCCCUUCCGUUCCGCUCCUCCAUUGAUCCGCUUUCGCUUCUUUCUGCAAGGCUCUCAGCUCAGCGCUGCCCCUCGCGGAGAGGCCGCGCGGCGCAGGCUCGGCUCGUGGUCACUCGCGGACCUUAUUCCGUGUCGCUUUCCCCUCCUUCCCGGCAUUCCUGCUUCCGCUUUCUCACGGCUCUUUGGUUUUUCCACCUCUAAGGCAUUUCGCGCCCAGUGGUUCGGUGACGUCAUCUGUCUGCGCUGCGCGGACACCCGCCCGUGGAAGAAGGAACAGUUCCGCCGCCCUUCGCCUCUUUUGUUGGGCUGCCGCUCCUCCGGAAUCAUGGCGCCGUCGCUAUGGAAGGGGCUGGUGGGCGUCGGCCUCUUUGCCCUAGCCCACGCGGCCUUUUCCGCUGCUCAGCAUCGUUCUUAUAUGCGAUUAACAGAAAAGGAAGAUGAAUCACUGCCAAUAGAUAUAGUUCUUCAGACACUUCUGGCCUUUGCAGUUACCUGUUAUGGUAUAGUUCAUAUUGCAGGGGAGUUUAAAGACAUGGAUGCCACUUCAGAACUAAAAAAUAAGACAUUUGACACAUUAAGGAAUCACCCAUCAUUUUAUGUAUUUAAUCAUCGUGGUCGAGUGCUGUUCCGGCCUUCGGAUACAACAAACUCUUCAAAUCAAGAUGCAUUGUCCUCUAAUACAUCAUUGAAGUUACGAAAACUUGAAUCACUGCGUCGUUAAGAUUUUUACAGAUUAUAAUAACAGGACAGGACACAGAGCUGGAAUAUUGGAGUUUGGGGUAUAAAACACUCCCCCCCCAUCAUCAGUAUUUAUAUUAUAUUGAUUUUUCAGACCUAAUUAAAAAGAGUCUAUGGCCCUUGUUUGUACACUGUUAAUCAAAUCAUUAAUGGAGUAUAAGUUAUCUGUGAAAUGAGUCUUUGAGCUUUCAUAGAGAGAAUUCCUUUUUCCACUUAAAAGAAAUUCCUAUCUUUUGUAAAAGUCACUGUUUUGAACACAUUUCUUUGAAAAAUGUUGAUGAUUUUGUAACUAUUUAUUUUCUUAGAUUUCUCUUCUUUUGCACUUGAGUUUUUGGGAUCCUUUUGGCAAUAAUGUGACUACUGCAUUUUGCAGCACGAAUGAUAGUAGAAAGGUCUUUGGUUCUUAACAACAAAUGGACUUCUCUAAAGAGACCAAAAUGGUGACUUAGCAGUUUUUCUGACGCCCCCUAAACAGUGGCUCUGCUCCAGCAGAUACAUGCCAGUUUUUAAUUUCUCACGACCUCUCACCCCGCCCCACUCCCGUAUACCUUCCCACGUCAGCUGUCUUGUGCCAUCACUUCUCUGGGGUUCUGUGUGCAGUGAGCGAUUCUUGUGUCCGAAAUUCUUUGUCAUAAGUAGGUUUAACAAAUUCAACUUGCCGUAAAGCUACUUGUGUUCCCUUCAUUUAUCUGUCGGAAAUUUCCCUAACCGAUUAUGUAGUUUAAGGAUAGCUGCAGAUAGACCAAAAAGACCACUCAUGGUUUCAUUAAUUAUCCUGUCUGCAGAAGAAUAGUAAUCACAGAAGAAAGCCCAUGACUGGUCAUUAGCCUGUUUAACUUCUUCGAAGACUCUGUUAUUUUACUGCAUACUAAACUAGUGAAUUAGUAAAACUAAAGGAAAGUUCUCAUCAGAGGUCAACUUCCAAGGCCUCGGGACAAAUGUGUUUUAAAUAUUUGGGAACUAAUACCUUUAAUUAAAAACAAGGUCAUUUAAGAAAUUGUUUUAUGGCUUCGGAUUUAUAGCAGGCUUAGAGUUUUCCAUCUUCAUUGUGUGCUGCUGAAGGAAAGGAUGAGGGUACAGAGGAGACUGGUUUUUUUUGUUUAGAAACAGUAAUUUUAGGUUCAGGGAAAUUUGGCUAGCUCUUUGAUCUGCAGGGAGCGUCACAUUCUUUUGUAGAGAAGGUUGCUUUUGUUGAACUGUGCAGGUAUGAAAACAUUGCUUUUGUUGAAUUGUGUAGGUGCAAAGGGAAUAACUGUGCAGAUUUGAAAAGGAAAUAUGCUUUAGGCAAGAGUCGUAAGGUGCCCUUAUGCCUGGUGGCAUUUUUCCCAUUAGAAAUGAACCUCAGCUCUUCUAUUCUGCCUGGUAACACACAGCCCCAAAGCACGAGAUUAUUUCAUCAUUGAGUUUUUAUUGUCGUUUAGUUUUGUUUUGCCAAGCCAGUCUGUCUGUGGAACACUGACUCUGCUCUCUAAGGAGAACAAAGUUAGAAAUCUGCUGAUAGCCUAGAAUAAUUUAGAAAUGAAUGAACAGUGGAAUUCAGGGGUUAAUGUGGUUAUAAUGUAAAUCAAAACAGUGUGUGAGAAGGCAGCUCCUUAUAUCAGGCUUGUCUACCAUUUCCUCAGGUAUGACUUGACUUGCAAGAGCCUCUUUUCUGCUUUUUGGGGGCUGUCUUCCUUUUUUAAUAUUCACAUACCUUCGAGGCUGCCAUUUAAAGGGUAUAGUUCAGUGGUUUUGUAAUAUAGUCACAAAGUUGUAUGACCAGCACCACAGUGAGUUUUAGAACAUUUCUGUCACCCCCAAAAGAAACCCUGUACCCUUUGGCAGGCACCUCUCAUACCCCACCCCACCUCCCAGUGCCUCCCAGCCCCGGGCAACCACUAAUCUGCUUUCUGCCUCUAUAGAUUUGCCUAUUCUGGUCAUUUAAUACGAGUGGAUUCGUACAGUGUCUGGUCUUUUAGUGACUGGCUUCUCGAGUGUAGUUUUGUUGCACGUGGAGCGAGCGCGUCUCCUCCCGAGAACUGUGAUUUCUGUGGAAGGAAGUGGUUGGUAAAAUCAGUGGAUGUGACUGGGGAGGGCCAGACACUUACUCGUUUUCUAGUCAGUUUUAGGCUGAAUAGUUUUUCCUCGUAAUCAGUCACUCAUGAUCUACUACUAUUUACAAGAUUUUGGCUAGGCUCUAGAAUGGAUAUUGAAAUCUUUGCCUGCCCAGUCAGGAAAGUCCAAGUAAAAAUCAUGUUAAAUAUUUUGGCAGAUAAUUGACAUAGUUUUCAGGUGCGUCUAACUUUGUUAGCAGGUGUGUAUACCUCAAGCCAGAUGAGCUUCCCAAAUUUCUUCUUUACUUUCCUCCCGUGAAUUUGUUUCUGUUUUCAAGUAUGUACCAUAGGACUAAAGCUGAUUUGGAUGCAUCGUAACAGUGCUAAAUGAAUUAAAUUCAGAAUUUUAUUUAUAAUACUUUGAGACCAUCCAUGACUACCUAGGGUAGUCCAAAAAUGUAGUGAUGUGAGCUAGUUAAGCCUGCAGGGGACUGCCAAUUUUAGAGACAUUCAGAAGCGUGUACUCAAUAUUGAAGGCUCGCUAGAAUAUAGCAAGACACUUCUUAAUAACCAGGGAACCAGCCAAAUGCUAUCGGCUAAUGUCCCAGCCACAGACAAUGCAGAUCGGCGGAUUAGAGACCAUGAUGCUCUGCUAACUCCCUAAUGAUUGUUUCCUAAGCACUGUGGCUUAUUUUUGAGUGACAUGACAGCAUCUUCCUGGUUGUACGUGGCCUGUUUCCAUGAUGUAUUGAGUAGUGUUGUUUGUUGUGAACAUCAAUGCCUGUAACACCAAGCUAAACACCUUCUUUUGGAUAUGUUUCCUCUCUUUAAAUGACCUUGCCCUGUCCAAUAAAUAAAUGAUUGUCUCACCCUGUU